This is a messenger RNA of Arachis duranensis, 3095 nucleotides long. RefSeq lists its product as uncharacterized. Gene Ontology annotation, biological process: positive regulation of transcription by RNA polymerase II. Gene Ontology annotation, molecular function: G-quadruplex RNA binding; protein binding. Bases 195 to 2777 code for a protein of 860 amino acids. The transcript is spliced from 8 exons. NCBI's taxonomy places the organism in Eukaryota, Viridiplantae, Streptophyta, Magnoliopsida, Fabales, Fabaceae. The record is from RefSeq and is a predicted model, not a curated record. Gene Ontology annotation, cellular component: MLL1 complex; NSL complex; Ino80 complex.
CUCUUCUCCUCCGGUAGAGGGUGCUGUCGCCGCCGGCGGGGACAGACCGUCUUCGAGCUCUCUCUCUCUCUCUCUCUCGCUCAACGUCCCUCUUCGAGCUCUCUCUCGCCGUCGCUGCUUCUUCGCUCCUCGCCUUGGGUCGUCGACGGAUAUAAAAGACGACGAUAGACGGUGUCAGUGGUGCCGCCGCUGCCAUGGGUGCUCUUGCCACUCUCUCAUCUUGGACUUCUGAGGACAACCUUCUCCUCAAGAACGCCGUUGAGGCUGGUGCUUCUUUAGAGUCACUAGCAAAAGGUGUGGUGCAGUUUUCUCGAAGAUAUAGUUUCAAAGAAAUACGCGAUAGAUGGUAUUCUAUCCUCUAUGAUCCUAUUAUUUCUGCGGAAGCAUCUGCAAGCAUGACAGACUUCGAGAUUUCUACUUCACCUCUCCCAUCAAAGUUCAUCAAGUUUGGAAAUUCAAGAGAACGCAAAAUUGAUUCUGCAAAGAGAAAAGCUGAAAGUGUACGGACUUCCUAUUAUGCUAUGCGGAAAAGAAUCUGCAGUGACAUGUUUAAUUCCAUGGACUUAGGUUUCCUUGUUGAUCCUGAAAAUGACAAUUAUGGUGCAAAUGGAAAUGAGAGUUUACCUGAAAACUGUGUGGCCGAAGGUGAAAUGUCCAAUCAUUUUGGUUUCCAUGGUUCACAUACUGAUCCUGCUCAGUAUUCUUUUCCUGAAAAUAUGAUGAAUGGUGGUGCUACAUCGAAUGGAGUUACUGCCCAUGCAUAUUACACUGGAGCUAAGGAUCCAGUUCAAGACGAUAUCCCUGCUGAGCAACAAGAUGUACUUAGAGAAGAACCUCAAUUUCUUCGAGAUGAUGUUUCCAAUGGAGCUGCAGAACCUCAAUUUCUUCGAGAUGAUGUUUCCAAUGGAGUUGCAGAGGAGAUGGGUGUUCCAGAAGAACUAGCCAUUGAUAGCUUCAUUGGUGACGAUAAUUUAGAGACCCCAUUUGAUCAGAUCAACAGUGAUCCUGGAAACCUGUGUUCUGAGUUUGAUGGAAAUGAUGUAUUUGAUUCAUCUGAAAUAGAAUGUGGUACAUCAUUUAAUAGCUUACAUUUGUCUCCACUCCCGGAAAUGCCAGUGUGGAAAACACAUGCGAGCAUUCAAGAGCCUGAAAUGCCAUGUGAUGAUUUUAAGGAUUCUAUUCCUUGUGGGGAGGCUUACCUGACAGAACUGUCCAAUUCUCUCUUGAACUUCACUAAUGAGGAAGAACUCUAUCUGAUGGAUGUUGAUGGAAAAGAUGGGAUUGAUAAGUCUUAUUAUGAGGGUCUGAGUUCACUUCUACUGAGUUCUCCUAAUGAUGUUAGCCAAGAUCAGAUGCCUGAAAAGGCCGAGGCAGAGUCUUCAGUGGCAUCACAACCAAAAGUUUCAAAUCUGUCAGUUUCAUGUCAAGCAAAAGUAGAUGAUAACAAUAGAUCACAGUCUAGCAAUGCUCAAACAGUUCAGAAAUCAGAUAACCAAGUAUCAUCUUCUGUCUCUGUUAAAGAUCCUCGUUUUCCUGAACUAACUAAUGGAGUUGUAUUCUGUGCACUAAACACUGAAGAACCAGAAGUUCCAUGCAAUGUUGAUGUUUUCCUACUACCCUUGGAUGUGCCUCCUUCAACAUCUCCCUAUUCAUCUGAAUGGAUGUAUACAGAAUCCAAUAAGCCAAUGUCAUCAUGUGUUCAGGAUUAUGGAUUUAGUAACCAUAAAGCUCUUGAAACAAGUAGAAUGACAAAGGUAGAACAGAAAAAACCUGCAGAGUUUCGUGGAUCUUCUCAGGUGAUGGGAUCUCCUCCCCUUCCAGGACCUGUUGAUAACUCUAAGGUAAAGUGUGAAUUUCCGAAUGCUCAUGCAUCACAUACAGCAUCCAGGAGUGCUAUGUCUGUUUCUGGUGGGUUAGGUGGAAAUAAAGCUAGCACAACCAAUGCUAUCAUGCAUGCAAAUCCAAAGGACACACCUAUCAAUGUAGGCUUGACACAUUGUCUAAAUAGUCGUGCGACAAACUCUUUUAGUGAGAAACCAACCCUUGGGUCUAAUGGCUUCAGAAAUCAUCCUUAUUCUGAUGGCUCAGGCAUGAAACAGGGAAAAAACUUAGCCUUGCCAAAAGAUCGUCAUUUGCAACAUGCUGAAGCGGGGUCUUCAGAUGUUCCCAAGUCUCAGCUGGUGGCAAUUCCUCCAACUUUAGAUGAAGAGCAAUAUAUGGAGAGUGAUGAUGACGUUCCUUGUUAUUCUGAUAUAGAGGCAAUGAUACUUGAUAUGGAUCUGGAUCCAGAUGAUCAGGAUUUGUUUUAUAACGAGGAAGUAUCAACAUAUCAACAUGAGGAAACUAAGCGGACUAUCAUAAGGUUGGAACAGGGUGCUCAUUCCUCUAUGCAGAGAGCCAUUGCUUUACAUGAAGCAAUUGCCAUUUUAUAUGGUCGCUAUUCAAAGCAUUAUAUUAAGAAAGCUGAGGUUUUACUUGGACGGGCAACAGAAGGUGUUCCUGUAGAUAUUGACUUGGGCAAAGGAGGUUAUGCAAAUAAAAUAUCUCGACGCCAGGCAGUUAUAAAGCUGCACAAUGAUGGAUCUUUCUACAUUAAAAACUUUGGCAAGACUUCAAUAUUGGUGAAUAACAAAGAAGUGCAGACUGGUCAGUCUCAAAGAUUACACUCCAAUUGUUUGAUUGAGCUGAGGGGGAUGCCAUUCAUAUUUGAGACAAAUCCUAGUUGUGUGAAGCAGUAUCUGGAUCAGCAUAUUACAGACAAUUCACAAACCUUGUAGUGUCAAAUGUAAAUGUUAGUAAGAGAUCCACGAGAACAGAAAGUGCUUAUUUUUAUUGCACUUUCUGAAUUUUGGUAAGGAAACGUUGAUGCUGUAUGUCAAUGGUUUUGAUGCUAUAAUGGUGUUUCCAUGGAAAUGGGAAUGGGCUUCUGUAGUUCAGUGCUCUCCUUCCCCCAUGUUUCUCUGCUGAUGUAAGUAGAUAGUUAUUUUAGGAACAUUUUUGUAUUAUGUCAAAUUUAACCCCCCUAACCUGAGAAUGCUUGUUCACUCGCUAAUGCUGAAUCUGAAGCUCAUUACUCCCUUGCGUAUUGCUUGAAA